Molecule: messenger RNA, 1393 nt
Organism: Bombina bombina (fire-bellied toad)
Lineage: Eukaryota; Metazoa; Chordata; Amphibia; Anura; Bombinatoridae
Product: lysine-specific demethylase 2A
Biological process (GO): protein demethylation; regulation of transcription by RNA polymerase II
Molecular function (GO): histone demethylase activity; transcription coregulator activity; protein binding
Source: RefSeq, a predicted model, not a curated record
AUGGACUUGGAAUUGAGUGGUCGCAGAAGACCGGACACACCCUCUUCCUCCUCCUCCUCCUCAUCCUCGUCUGCUUCUUCCUCCUCAUCCUCUUCCUCUUCUGAAAAUGAUGACUCAUCUGAUCAAGAUUGGGAAGAAGAGGAGGGUCUUCGAAAAAGAGAACGAGAUCGACGGAAAGUAGAGAGAGAGCUUCAGAGGCGGCGAAAUAGGGAGAGGCAUAUAAGAGAGAGAGAUCGUCAGCGUCGCCAUGAGAGAAUAAUCAUCCCCCCUCCCCCUGCCUCUCAUCGACCACUUACUCCACCACCUUCAAUUCCUCUUCCCACUCCACCAUCUCCACCAAGAGCUCCUCCUUGCUUGACCUGGUUUGAGAUGGAAGGUUUACAUUGCCUUGUAAUGAAGCUUGAGUCUCUUCCCCCACAUAAGAAAUCUGUGCCUGAUGGUAUCCAUGACCCAGAUGCUCUCCUCUGUGACAUCAAGAAACGUAAGGCUGUGGACAACUGUGAUCGUGACCCACACUUCUCUGCCAAAGUUUUGCGACCACCGCUUGGUCAGAGUUCUCCAUCUCCACCUCUUCUCCUCCUGCCACCUUCUCCCUCAUCUGGUCCACCAACUCCACCUUUGGCCACACCACAGAUCUCACCUGUAACUCGUGAUGAUCGGAUCAAGAGACGUCAGUUGACUCGUGAGAAAGAGAACCAUCCAAGUGGACGUGAGCGAUCAGACUCAGAACGAACGCGUUUUAGAAGUUCCUACCUAACAGUCACACUCCAGCGGCCACCCAAAGAACUUAGUUGCCAUUCCAUUGUACCCAAACUGCAAGCCAUUACCCCGAAUACUCGACAGUCCAAUCACUCAGUUGCCAUACAACCACAAUAUGAGGAGGAGGAGGAGGAAGAAGAGGAAGAUGAGGAAGAGGACGAUGAGGACGAGGAGUUUGAGAAUGGUCCUAUGUUGGAGCAAAGGAAAGAGCAACUCUCGAUGCAGAAAGAUGUCUGGCUAUCUGUCUUCCAGUAUCUGACACGCAAGGAGCUUUGUAUGUGUAUGAGGGUCUGCAAAUCUUGGUAUAAAUGGGCCUGUGACAAACGUCUCUGGUGCCGGAUUGAUGUCAGCCGCUGCAAGUCUUUGGUUCCACAAGCUCUCAGUGGUAUUAUUAAGCGACAGCCGGUACACCUUGACCUAAGCUGGACAAAUGUGUCUAAAAAGCAGCUUACUUGGCUGGUAAACAGAUUGCCUGGACUUAAGGAUCUAAUACUUGCUGGUUGCUCGUGGUCUGCUGUCUCAGCUCUCAGUGGCUCCAGCUGUCCCCUCUUGCGGACACUAGAUCUGCGGUGGGCUGUGGGUAUCAAAGAUGCUCAAAUAAGAGAUCUCCUCACAACAGUUUCUGAAAAACCAG